UUCAGGCCACUCACCGCCUUAGCACGGUUUAGUCCGCCUACAACAACUUUAUUCAAGGUGUUCAUCUCUCUUGAGGGAGAAAGAAGUGAAUGAAGUUUACACUGAGGAGCUGUUCAGUGCACGGAGGAAACGGCUGAGAUGACACCUUUGAUGUUUAAAGAUGCUUUCUGGGGGUCCAACUUCACCUGCCAUGCCGGGUACGACGCCGUGAUCCAAAGGUUGCAAGAUGGGAAGCAAAUGUGUAAAGAUGUGGAGGAGCUUUUAAAGAUGAGGACGCUAGCGGAGGAGAAGUAUGGAAAGGAACUGGUGACUAUCGCUCGCAAAGCGGCAGGACACACAGAGAUCAGCACCUUGAAAGCCUCUUUUGAACGAUUAAAAACAGAAAUUGAGAACGUUGGUAGCUUUCACAUCCAGCUGUCCGAUAUAUUGAAAGAGGAGGUGAAAAAGAUUGAGACAUUCAGAGAACGCCAGAAAGAACACAGGAAGAAGUUCCAAAGCAUCAUGGAGAAGGUUCAGAAGAAAAAGGUUUCUUUGUACAAGAGGACUGUAGAAUCUAAGAAGAACUAUGAGGCGAGAUGCAGAGAGGCGGACGAGGCAGAACAGGGGGCCGAGAAGACAACUACUUCCUGCAAAAACUCAGAAAAGAUGCGUAACAGGGCUAAGCAAUGCAGACAGGCAGCCAAUGAAGCAGAGAAGCUAUACUCUACCAACAUUGUUCAGCUAGAGAGUGUUCGCAACGACUGGGUGGAAACACACAAAAGCACCUGCGAGGUGUUCCAGCAAAUGGAGGGAGAUCGAAUCCGCAUGCUCAGGUGUUCUCUCUGGGACCACUGCAAUCAUCUGUCCAUGCAGUGCGUCAAAGAUGAUGAGUUCAUGGAGGAGGUGAGGCAGCUACUGGAAAAGUGUGACGUCACCACGGACAACAACUACUUCAUAGAGAUGAAAACCACAGGAUCGAAGCCUCCAGAGCCCUUAUUGUUUGAAAGCUACUACCGGACGAACACGUCCCGGGACAGCAAUCCAAGCCGAGCUCACGUUGCCGUCGGUGAAGAAGACACCGUGAUGAGGUGCUUUGGUCCCCUUUUCAUAAGUGCUGGGAACAGCAGCGUCGACAGUCUUCAAAACUCACACCAGUCACCAGUCGCUCCCUCUAACGAGUCUGAUGCUUCAGAUGGCGGCUACGCGCCCCUACUAGGCCUCCAGUAUGCAGCAUCCUCAGCCACAGUUUCAGCUGAUGUUUCAAAUGGAGGCUACGCGCCCCUACCAGGCCUCCAGUAUGAUGCAGCAUCAACGGCCACAGUUUCAGCUAAUGCUUCGGAUGGAGGCUACGCGCCCCUAAUAGGCCUCCAGUAUGAUGCAGCAUCAACGGCCACAGUUUCGGCUGAUGCUUCGGAUGGAGGCUACGCGCCCCUACCAGGCCUCCAGUGUGAUGCACCAUCAUCGGUCACAGUUUCAGCUGAUGAAGAAAGCUACGUCGCACUUUAUGAUUACGCCGGCCGGGAAGAGGACGAGCUGUCUGUCAGUCGGGGCGACGUGGUCCGAGUGUUGGAGCAAGGGGAAGAUGGCUGGUGGACGGCGGAGAGGAACGGGCAGACUGGACUGGUGCCAGGAAACUAUCUGGGAAAAAUCUGAACGACUCACCAGAGCUGAACGUUUGGAUGGAACGUUUUGAAACAGCAUCCAGUGACUCUGCUUCUCAGUAUGUGUUUUUUUUUCCACAAAAGUCUAAUGAGCAGAUGAGGUUCAUACGCUGUUGUUAGAAGAGUGACCAGUAUUGUGCAGGAGCACUCCAUGUUCAACGUUACAACCACAGCAUACCUUCGGCCGGCGCAAAUGAUACAAUUUGACAUUUGUCUUAAUGUGCCAGCGUCAUUUAACCUUUUACCUCUUUUAGCAACGUGUACAAUAAUCCAACUGGUCAGGUUCCUCUUCUCCAUUCCCCGCUUGCGUUGACCAUUUGGGUAGCUAGAUAAUUAUUCUCCUCCAUUGAUACUUACUGCAUUUGUGUUUGGGAUUUCCUUCCGAAAUGUUCCGUUGUUCUUAGGCGCCAGUCCUUGAACAGUAUUAUGUUGAUCUCCUGUUUGGAUUACAACCAUAAUCUGCACCUGGUGGGUCGUGAGGUGUUUGAUGCAGUUGUUCCUCAAAAGGCAGACUUUCCAAAGUGUGCCAUAGGAGAUGAUGCACCUAACUGGUGGGUCGUUGCUGUGAGAUGGUUUUGUUUUGCAUUGGAUAGCUUGUGAUGUCAUAGAGCAUAUUUAGCAAAGAUGGCGCGUAUAAUGAUGAGAAACAGCAGGCGAUGUUCUCUGCUUUGCUUUAUCAGUUAUUUUUCCCAAUAAAUAUAUUAACUCAAUCCGAAUAAGGUCAGUAAACUAUGCCUAGCAUACAGAUUUGAUCUAAUAGGAAGGAACUUUUAUAGUUCCUGUUUAUACAUUGAAGCUGAAAAAAGGUUUUGUGGCAUUUCCUCAAUGCUAAAUAUGUGUUUGAAUCGGGGCGGAUUGAAAGUUACAAUACAUUUUAUGUCUGCGGUUCAUUGGGGGCUUGUAACUGCUGGGUAGAACAAAUGUCACAAAAAAGUAUUAGAAAAUAAACUGUAUAGCCCGUAUAUGUCUACACACACUCAUGUGUCAUGCAACUGACGUUGUUUUAUCCGGCAAUACACAUUCAUGUAAAUUAAAUUAAACAGCCAUGUUGAAAUGUAUGACUUUAUUUCUAUCUUGAAUGUUCUACAGGGUAUAGCUCAUUUUGUUCGUCAUGUUUUACUGCGGCACCAGCUAAAUGUCUAGGGGUCAACUU
Molecule: messenger RNA, 2793 nt
Organism: Pungitius pungitius (ninespine stickleback)
Lineage: Eukaryota; Metazoa; Chordata; Actinopteri; Perciformes; Gasterosteidae
Gene: pstpip1b
Product: proline-serine-threonine phosphatase interacting protein 1b
Exons: 15
Coding region: 139-1632 (497 amino acids)
Biological process (GO): actin filament polymerization
Cellular component (GO): plasma membrane; cytoplasm; actin filament
Molecular function (GO): actin filament binding
Source: RefSeq, a predicted model, not a curated record